Phragmites australis (common reed) is the source of this 2137-nucleotide messenger RNA. Its product is annotated as protein ALP1-like. The transcript has a single exon. The record is from RefSeq and is a predicted model, not a curated record. Bases 196 to 1818 code for a protein of 540 amino acids. Lineage: Eukaryota; Viridiplantae; Streptophyta; Magnoliopsida; Poales; Poaceae.
AGUCUCCCCAACCUCGGCUAGCGCCAAUCACACGGACGGACUUCCAUUUCCAACUCGCUCGUUUCUCUGCCUGCCUGCCUGCCUUUGACGCGCACCCGCCACCAGCACGCGAGACUGACCCGGCCGACGCAGCCUUGAACCGGGGCGGGGAGCCUCUGAGCUUGCGUCGUGUGUGGUGUGCGAGCCAAGAGAUAUAUGAGAUCCCCAUCCAACGGCCGCGCCCCAACCAGCGGUGGAGGUGCGGCAGCAGGGGACGACGACUUCGCCUUCUACUACUCCUUCCUCCAGGACGCCGCGGUGCCGUCGCCGCUCGCAUUCGACGCCGACGCCGUCGCCGUCGCGAUGCCCAACGGCCGGCGCCGGAAGCAGCGUGCGGGUGAUGGCGGUGGAGGAGGCGCUGGGAACGACGACGACGCUGGUGCCAAGAAGGACAGUAGGAAGCGCUCCAUCGCCAAGAUACUCACCUCGCUGGCCUCGCUGGAGGCGGAGGAGCACGCCGAGCGCGCGGUUGCCGCGGACGCGUCGAGGCGGGAGCUCGCGCUGCUCGAGUCCAACGCCGACACCAAGUCGCAGGCCAUGAUUGACUACCACGCCAAGAUGGAGGGCAGCUUCAACGCCGCCGCGGAGACCGAGGCCGCCUACAGGUCCAAGCGCUCCAGGCUCGUGGCAUCGGCGGCCGCGGCGGCCGUUGUGGCCGGCGAGGAGGCCACGGCGGCGACGGCGUCGGGCUCGCCGACGCGCGCAGCGGGGCACCACCAGCGGCGGCUGUGGGUGAAGGACCGGUCGCGCGCCUGGUGGGACAAGUGUAACAGCGCCGACUACCCGGAGCAGGAGUUCCGGCGCGCGUUCCGGAUGGGGCGGGAGACGUUCGACAUGAUCUGCGACGCGCUGGGCUCCGCGGUGGCCAAGGAGGACACCAUGCUCCGCGCCGCCAUCCCCGUGCGCCAGCGCGUCGCCGUCUGCAUCUGGCGCCUCGCCACGGGGGAGCCGCUCCGCCUCGUCUCCAAGCGCUUCGGCCUCGGCAUCUCCACCUGCCACAAGCUCGUCCUCGAGGUCUGCGCCGCCAUCAAGUCCGUGCUCAUGCCACGCUUCCUCCAGUGGCCGGACGAGGACGCCGCGGCGCGAUUCAAGGCGAGCUUCGAGCGGACCUCGGGCGUGCCGGGCGUCAUCGGCGCCAUGUACACCACCCACAUCCCCAUCAUCGCGCCCAAGAUCUCGGUGGCCGCCUACUUCAACCGCCGCCACACGGAGCGCAACCAGAAGACUUCCUACUCCAUCACGCUCCAGGGCGUGGUCGGCCCCAACGGCGCCUUCACCGACGUGUGCAUCGGGUGGCCGGGCUCCAUGCCGGAUGACCAGGUCCUCGAGAAGUCGAUGCUCCACCAGCGCGCGGCGGCGGGGAUGAUGCACGAGGCGUGGCUCGUCGGCGGCGCGAGCUACCCGCUCAUGGACUGGGUGCUGGUGCCGUACACGCACCAGAACCUGACGUGGACGCAGCACGCGUUCAACGAGAAGGUGGGCGACCUCCGGCGCGUGGCGGUGGACGCCUUCGCGCGGCUCAAGGCGCGUUGGGCGUGCCUGCAGAAGCGCACGGAGGUGAAGCUGCAGGACCUCCCCGUGGUGCUGGGCGCCUGCUGCGUGCUGCACAACAUCUGCGAGCUGCGCGGCGAGGAGGUGGACCCGGACAUCCGGUGCGACCUCGUGGACGACGAGACCACGCCGGAGAACCCCGUGCGCUCCGAGGCCGCCAAGUGCGCCAGGGACAACAUCGCGCACAACCUCCUCCACCACGGGCUCGCCGGCACCACAUUCUUCUGAUCACUCUCCCUCUUCCUGCCUCGAGCGGUUUCUUUGGUACAAAUUGAACUGGAACGAGUAGCGAUUCUUUUAGCCUAGAAGAUUUUGGUAGGAUUGCUGCUGUUAGCAUGCAGAUCAAUCACAAUCACUUGAUUGAUCUAUAUGGGAAACAAACACAAGACAGUGUGGUGUAAUUAAAGCGAUGUGAUGUAAACAUCUUGUGGAAAAUUUGGGCAGCUGUUGUUCCAAGCUCCAUUGUUGCAAGAUACUUAUGUGUACAGUUCAAUUUGCAUAAAAAGAAGCUGAGAGAGAAGAUUAAUUUGAGGAACAUUUCAUUUCA